AUGGACGCGCCUAACAACUACGAAGAAAGGCGGGAGUCUACCCCGGGCUGGACAGAUCCUUCAUUCUCCGAAUAUAAUCAGCCACAAUUUCCUCUUAACCUCUACGAUAUUCCAAGCACCCAUGACUUUUAUCUCAUCCGACCUAUUCAGCCUAUUCGAAGAUAUAAUUACUUGGAUGCUGAAGGAGAAGACUUGGCUUCACGACAAUACACACUCGGACAGGAUAAUCACUGGGAGGUGAACAAAAUUCUUACAGAUGCGUAUAGACUGGCUGCUCAAGAUGCAUCGAAUCUCCCGCAGUUUACAACCGCCUAUACAUGCGCACCAAGUGACGUUUGGGUGCCGCCACCGGUACCGGCUGCCACACCCUACCCUAGCAUCAUCCCAAUCUCACCCAUGGUCGAUGAGCUGCUACCAAGCCUUCCCCAGAUUCAAGAACUUGCUUCUCCCAUAUCCUUGGGCUCAAGGACAAUAGACGAAACGCGAUUUGAGAGUUUGCCACCCUCCAGCCCAUAUGAACCUCGUUCCAACCCCGAGACCCCGGUCACUUCCGGACCCGAGCCGAGUGCGAGCCGCCGGCGCAGGAGGUCCUCAGCGAGCAAGCAUACUUGGAGCUGCGAGCCGUGCAACAAGACUUUCUACCGGAAAGCUGAGCUCGAUAGGCAUAGGAAGACAGCCUCCAUCCACGUGCAGAAGCGAAAUUUCAAGUGUCAGUAUUGCGGGGAUGUAUUUACGAGGCCGGACGCUAGGGGCCGACAUGAGAGGAUGUGCCCUGGUAAUCCAGAUAAUGAUGGGUCACCAAAGGGAAAGGGAAAUGGGAAGGGAAAUGGGAAGGGAAAUGGGAAGGGAAAUGGGAAGGGGAAAGGGAAAGACAGGGGAGGGGCAAUAUCUCUGAUUGAAUCUGAUAUUGCCGGCUCUUCGUAUCAUUGA
Rhizoctonia solani is the source of this 930-nucleotide messenger RNA. Its product is annotated as C2H2 zinc finger. The coding region runs from base 1 to 930 and encodes 309 amino acids. Lineage: Eukaryota; Fungi; Basidiomycota; Agaricomycetes; Cantharellales; Ceratobasidiaceae. The record is from RefSeq and is a predicted model, not a curated record. The transcript is spliced from 3 exons.